Molecule: messenger RNA, 2383 nt
Organism: Heterocephalus glaber (naked mole-rat)
Lineage: Eukaryota; Metazoa; Chordata; Mammalia; Rodentia; Bathyergidae
Gene: Ddx51
Product: DEAD-box helicase 51
Molecular function (GO): nucleic acid binding; ATP binding
Source: RefSeq, a predicted model, not a curated record
UCAUCGCCGCGCGCGCCAAGCUGGAGCGGCGGCGCUGGAAAGCAUGGCGUUGUUCCACGUCGCGCGGUACCAGGGUCCUGAGGCGACCGGCCCGGAAAGGGCAGAGGCCGAGGCCGGAGCUGGCAGCCGGGCUCGCGCUCUGCUCGAGAGAUUGCAAAGCCAGGCCCGAGAGCGGCAGCAGCAGCGGGAGCUGGAGCCUGCUGAGGCGGCCGCGCAGACGUCUGAGGUGCCGGGCAGGCGGCGGCGGCGGCCGCGGCGGAGGCCGCGGGUCAGCGGCAGGGCUGCGGGAAGACCGGACACGCCGCAGGCGAAGCGACUGAGAGCAGGUGGCGAGGACGCGGACGCAGACGCAGGGAGCAGCGAGGAGGCGCCCAAGGAGCGCAGCGCGAGCCCCGAGGCCCCAGACAGUCGGCCCCCGGAGACAGUGUCUGAGCUCCCGGGACCUGGCCAGGUGCUGGGCGGCCUUGCGAGGAGGAAGGCAGCGAAGGUCCAGCUUUUUCUGCCAAUGUGGUUGGCCAACCCAAGCUGUGUCAAGAAGAAUGUCACCAAAGACCUCGUUCCAAUCGAAGACAUCCCCGAGGUGCACCCUGACCUGCAGAAGCAGCUGAGGGCACGUGGCAUCUCGUCCUACUUCCCAGUCCAGGCAGCUGUGAUUCCUGCCCUGUUGGAGAAUGCAGCCAGUGGGUUUUUGGUGGGCAGAGGUGGCUACCAGCCUAGUGACCUCUGCGUUUCUGCCCCGACGGGCAGUGGAAAGACACUGGCCUUCGUCAUACCGGUGGUGCAGGCCCUGCUGCACCGAGUGGUCUGCCAUGUCCGUGCCCUAGUCAUGUUGCCCACCAAGGAGCUGGCCCAGCAGGUGAGCAAAGUGUUCAACAUCUACACGGAUGCCACGCCUCUGCGAGUUGCCCUGGUUACUGGGCAGAAGCCCUUGGCCACAGAGCAGGAGAGCCUAGUCCAGAAGACAGCAGAUGGCUUCCGCUGCCUGGCUGACAUCGUGGUGGCCACACCCGGCCGCCUGGUAGACCACAUCAACCAGACCCCAGGGUUCAGCCUGCAGCAGCUGCGCUUCUUGGUUGUGGAUGAGGCCGACCGCAUGAUAGACAGCAUGCACCAGUCCUGGCUGCCCCGGGUGAUGGCGGCCGCCCUCCCCAGCAAGGGCCCUGCAGACCCCUGUGCCCUGCUGCAGAGAUGGCGGCCACAGGCCGUAACUGCUGCCAGUGCUUGCUGUCCCCAGAUGCCCCUACAGAAGCUGCUCUUUUCGGCCACCCUGACCCAGAACCCCGAGAAGCUGCAGCAGCUCGGCCUCUACCAGCCACGGCUCUUCUCUACACGGCUGGCACACAGGGUCCCCAAAGAUGAGGGCACCGAGGUGGACAGGGACCCAGAGGGGAAGUACACCUUCCCUGCAGGGCUCACUCACCACUACGUGCCCUGCAGCCUGAGCUCCAAGCCGCUGGCCAUCAUGCACCUGGUCGUGGGGAAGAACUUCUCCAGGGCCCUCUGCUUCACCAACUCCCGGGAGAACUCCCACAGGCUCUUCCUGCUGCUGCAAGCAUUUGGGGGUGUGAGCGUGGCAGAGUUCUCCUCCCGCUACGGGCCUGGCCACAGGAGGAAGGUCUUGAAGCAGUUUGAGCAGGGCAAGAUCCAGCUCCUCAUCAGCACAGACGCCACUGCCCGAGGCAUCGACGUGCUGGGCGUGGAGCUGGUGAUCAACUAUGACGCCCCCCAGUACCUGAGGACCUAUGUGCACCGGGUUGGGAGAACAGCUCGCGCGGGCAAGACAGGACAAGCCUUCACACUGCUCCUGAAGGUGCAGGAGAGGACGUUCCUCCGCAUGCUAGCAGAAGGCGGGGCGCCUGAGCUGGCACAGCACGAGAUCCCCAGCAAGCUCCUGCAGCCGCUGGUCCCUCGGUACGAGGAAGCCUUGUCACAGCUGGAGAGGACGGUCAAGGAAGAGCAGAAGCAAAAGGCCGCCUAGGCAGGAGACAGAAGUCGCUGCUAUCUUGGUGAGCAGGGGGAGCAGUCUCCCUGCGCCAAGCAGGCCUCUGGGAAGGGAACGGCUGACUGUGCGCUCGUGUGCCUGCCUGAGGGCUGGGGUCAGCGUCCUGCCAACUCCAGGGAAGGGACCGGACAGAGGGUGGCCUGGAGGCUCCCUUUCUGCUUCACUGUGUGGAGUGAAGAAGGCCUCAUGUGAGCUGUCGGGGGACUAGAUGGAGAAGACUCACCUGCUUACAAGGCUUGGUUUUGUUUUGGUACUGGGAAUCGAACUCAGGACCUUGUGCUUGCGAGGCAGGCAGUGGAACCACUGAGCUGCAUCCCCGGCCUACAAGGCUUGGUUUUGAAGUGUUUAUGUGAUCCAUUAAAUUUUAAAAAUUUGCCUGAA